This is a messenger RNA of Photinus pyralis (common eastern firefly), 3993 nucleotides long. RefSeq names its product sodium-dependent neutral amino acid transporter B(0)AT3. Bases 588 to 2672 code for a protein of 694 amino acids. The record is from RefSeq and is a predicted model, not a curated record. Gene Ontology annotation, biological process: sodium ion transmembrane transport. Gene Ontology annotation, cellular component: membrane. The transcript has 10 exons. NCBI's taxonomy places the organism in Eukaryota, Metazoa, Arthropoda, Insecta, Coleoptera, Lampyridae.
CGAAAGCUCUUUCAGCUUCGUCUGAAAACCAAUAUGAACGAUCUAUUUUGACUCCCCUUCUGCUGAAUAGAUUUACUUCGUUCAGUAUUCUGAACGUGUUCCGCGUUGAAUGUGUGCGGCGUCGAGGAAAUCCUCUAAGGCUGAAAAUCGCACAUGCUAAUAUCGAUCUUGGGACACAGAAAAGAAACGAGGAUUAAUUUAAACGUAUAAUUUAAUUGAUAUGUGUGAUUUGUUGUAAUUUAACGUUUGAACUAUGUGUUCCGCUCCGUUUCGGUUGCGCGUAACCCUCAAAUUAUAAAUAUGGGUUAAAUAUUAAAUCGAUAUCAAAAAAUAUUCGUAUUUAUAUAAAUGUUGUGAGAAUAAAGCCAAAGCUCAAGAUUUGUUCUAUUUUCCUAUAUAAAGUCGAGCGUCUUCAGUCCACUUGUACCUCAGCCUAAUUCUUAAACGUUAAUAAAUCGUUUUCGUACUAAAAAUACGUAUACGAACGACAUAUGUAAAAUUUCGGAGUUAUUUAUAAAUAACGCGUACGUAUUUAAUUGCUCUGCGAACAUUCCCAUACAACAAAUUUCUGUACCUCAACCGUGAAAAUGGCAAACGCGAAAUCGACGGAGAUCACGAAAAAUGGACACGAACUCGCGCCAUUAAACAAUACGCGCCAAGGUCCUGACGGCGGACGUCCCGGUGUUACCAUAGUACUACAAGGACCUCGAGGAUCAAUUAUCUCUCGUGGGAGCGGUGCGGCCGACCAAGAUCCUGAUCGGGCAGCAUGGUCCGGAAAAAUGCAGUUCUUCCUAUCAAUUAUAGGAUACUCGGUUGGUUUGGGAAAUAUUUGGAGGUUUCCUUAUCUUUGCCAACAAAACGGAGGAGGUGCAUUUCUAAUACCCUUCUUCAUAAUGUUAAUAUUGGAAGGCAUUCCACUAUUCCUAAUCGAACUUGGAAUCGGACAAAAGAUGCGCCUCGGAUCGCUGGGGGUGUGGAACACGAUCCACCCUUGGCUGGGCGGUAUCGGAAUUUCGUCGUGUACGGUAACAUUUUUCGUCGCCCUUUACUACAACGUUAUAAUCACGUGGUGCUUUUACUACUUCUUCAACAGCUUUCAGUCGCCCCUGCCGUGGGCGAGUUGUCCCAGUAUUAAUACCACAGGCGGUCUGGAGUGUGCGACGUCGUCGGAAACGGAAUACUUCUGGUACAGGACGACUCUCGACGCCUCGCGGUCAAUUACGGAACCUGGAUUGCCAAAGUGGUGGAUCGUGCUUUGUUUGUUAUUAGCGUGGCUAACUGUAUUCUUUAUUGUUAUGAAAGGAAUUCAAAGUUCCGGAAAGGUUGUUUAUUUCACAUCUCUAUUUCCGUACAUAGUAUUGACAAUAUUUUUUAUAAAAGCGCUUACAUUGGAAGGUGCCGGUGUGGGUUUGACCCACAUGUACACUCCAAAGCUUGAAAAGCUGUUAGAUCCAAGAGUGUGGCUUGACGCCGCCACACAAGUAUUUUAUUCGUUUGGAUUGGCAUUUGGAUCAAUAAUUGCAUUUGGUUCCUACAACCCUCCAAAGAAUAAUUGUUUUAGAGACGUCAUUUUAGUAUCAAUAUGUAAUGCGUUUACCGCAAUCUAUGCAAGUGCGGUAAUCUUUUCCAUUCUUGGAUUCAUGGCUGUGACAAAUGUUCCAAAAUGUAUCGAACGUAACAAAUUGAAGAUGAUUGCAGAAGAAAUUAUCGGUCAGAAUGCAACGGAAGAGAUCUACAACUCUGCCCUGGCCAAUAUCUCGAGUGAGAGAUUUGACUAUUUGAAAUUGCAAAACUGCUCGCUAUCGCAUCAACUGGAAAACGCGGCCGAAGGUACCGGUCUCGCAUUUAUUGUCUUUACACAAGCAAUUGUCGAACUUCCUUGGGCGCCAUUUUGGGCGAUUAUAUUUUUCCUAAUGUUAUUGGCUCUCGGUUUGGGUUCUCAAAUUGGAAUGUUGGAAGGGAUGUUAUGUACACUUUUCGAUAUUGAAAUAUUUAAAAGGAUGAGCAAACCUCUGGUUACAGGUGUACUUUGCCUGGUUUGCUUCCUGUUGGGGUUGGUAUUUACGACAGGCGCUGGCGGAUACUGGUUAAAGAUGUUUGAUGCUUUUGCUGGAACGGUUGGGCUGGUCGUGGUUGCCUUUACAGAAAUGGUGGCGAUCUCGUAUAUUUACGGUUGUGAUAAAUUUAUUAAAGAUAUAUACGAAAUGACAGGUUAUAAACCUGGAUUGUUUUGGAGGGUCACGUGGCGAUAUUUGGCACCGGCGAUCAUGCUGGCCAUCUUGGGUUCAUCUUUGGUAUUUAUGUGCAUUGAGCAUCCACAAUACCACGCCUGGACUCCCGAAUUGGGGCAAACCACGCCAACCGAUUUUCCAGGAUGGGCGCUGGCAAUUGCAAUUUUGAUGGUUUUGGCGGGAAUACUACCAAUUCCAAUGGUAUUCUUAUUGAGACGUUAUCAAUGCUUGAAGAUAGAUAUAAAUAUACACGAAGGCUCCAUUAGACGAAUAGACACCACAGUUUCCACCAAGGAAAUGAUGACGGAUGUAGACAUGGACGAGUACGACGCCGAUCGCCUACCAGAAUAUCGCGACAAUUCUGAUAGCGACGACGAUCCACCAGUCAAUAAAAGUAAUAAUGGGAAAGUUUUCCGUAUGGAAGUGAUGGAUGAUUAUUAAAGAGAUGCUCAAUUUGUUUAUUGUAAUUUAUUUUUCAAUUAACGUCCGCUUUAUUUAAUGUAUAGAGGAGUUAUAAUUAUUGAACAAAUCGAUAUUAUAAUAAUUAUACUGUCAACUUAAAUAAAUGUUGAAUAGUUUUAUAAUCAAUGUUUUCAUAAAGUUAAAGUUUUUAAAACCAUAUUUUUCUAUUUCAUGUGCUGUAAUAAUGUUUAUAGUGAUUUUAAUGUAAAUUAGUAAUAUGUGAUAGACAUGCAAAUAUUAUUGUUAGUGUCAUAGUAAUGCAUAUUACGUUACCAAUUUUUUAAUGGUUGUGUAUUGUCAUUGUGCACUUUAAAUUGCCCAUCCACUUUCUAAUUUCUCAAUGGUAAAAACCAUGCUAGUUUCUAAGAGCAUCUUUUUAACGUCGAUGCAUUAUCGUUAACAUAGCUAUUUAGCAUUUGUUGAUGUAAACAGUUGACUUAUUUCAUUUGUAAAUAGUGUACAUAUCUAUAAGUACUUAAUUUAUAGUAAUUUUAGUAAAUUAGUAUUUUAGUUAGAUUAGGUAUUUGCCUUGGAGUUUUAGGCCAAAGCCUAGUGCGCGUCAUUUAGGAACAUAAAGAGAUUUAUCUCGGCUUAAACUCAGUAUAUAUAUCUUCCUGUAAAACUAGCUACCUUACAAAAAAUACUUCAAACCCCUUUAAUAAUAGUAAAUCAAAUCAAGCAUGCAGGGUGAUAACAACAAAAUAGUGUGGAACAUAAAAUGACAAUACUUUCAGCUGUGUAUUGAUACAUCGUUUGAGAGGAUGUGUUACAAACCCUUAAAUUAUUACGUACGGUUAGUUUUUACCUGAUAAAUUGGAACAGUAGAUAUUUUUUAAUCCGUAAACCAUAAUUUCAUUAGAAACUCAUUGUUUUAAAUUCAAUACAGCGAUCUCUCUUAUGUUCGUAGAGGAUGAUCAUUUAAGGGUAAUUGUCACGAUUUAGAAUACGGCUGUUGGAAAUUAUAGCUAUUGUAACUAGGUUUUUGAAGUUUUGAUAGAGACAAAUCGAAAGCGUUAUUUAUUAUAUUUAGAUAAGUAUAUGUCAAACAGCAACAAUUAGUUUUUGCUACUCGUUUCCUAUGUGUAGAUCGAAAAUUUAGACUCUUUAGUUACAAUUUACGAUUUAGUAAAACUAAAAUGUGGUAAUAAGUUACCUUUUCGCCUUUUAAAGGCAUCAAUAUGAAAAUAAGUAUUACAAAUGGCAAAAUAACUCAAUUAAUGGUCUUAUCUAGAUGUGUUAUAGCGGUUUCUGUAAUAGAUUUUUUAGCAUUUUAUUUUUCAAUAAAAUUUGAAGCAGCCCA